Molecule: messenger RNA, 544 nt
Organism: Colias croceus (clouded yellow)
Lineage: Eukaryota; Metazoa; Arthropoda; Insecta; Lepidoptera; Pieridae
Product: translation machinery-associated protein 7 homolog
Exons: 3
Coding region: 95-289 (64 amino acids)
Source: RefSeq, a predicted model, not a curated record
CACUAUUUGGCGUUUGUCAUUUUUACAAAAUCCGAAAUCGUGUCGUGUGCUUAAUUCGAGUUAAAUUGGACGCAUAUCUUUAAAAUUAAUUAAAAUGUCUGGCCGUGAAGGUGGCAAGAAGAAACCGUUGAAAGCACCAAAGAAAUCAUCAAAAGAGAUGGACGAUGAUGACUUGGCGCUAAAGCAGAAAUUGAAGGAACAACAAAAGGCAUUACAGGAAGCAAAAGCAAAGGCUACACAGAAAGGUCCUCUCACUCAAGGCGGUAUAAAGAAAUCGGGCAAAAAGUGACAAUCAAUCAAAAUUAAAUAUUAUAAUCUUUAGGUUUAAUUGUUUUUAAGUUCUUUUGGCUCCAUGAGCGAUAAGCAUUUUUUCCAUUCUAUAAAAAAUAUUGUCUAUGGUGUAACUAAAUAUGUCCAACACGGCACUGCCAUAGUUUUGGCUAUAUUGUAUAAUAUGUAAUCCGAAUGGGUGUACAAUAGUCCAUUAAAAUAAUUUAUAUACCUACUUGCAUUUUAUUAUUAAAUAAAAAGUUGUGAAAAUGUA